Messenger RNA from Alosa alosa (allis shad), 3431 nucleotides. RefSeq names its product nucleotidyltransferase MB21D2. The transcript is spliced from 2 exons. The record is from RefSeq and is a predicted model, not a curated record. Bases 298 to 1815 code for a protein of 505 amino acids. NCBI's taxonomy places the organism in Eukaryota, Metazoa, Chordata, Actinopteri, Clupeiformes, Clupeidae.
ACCGCUUGCAGCAUCAGCACCAUGGACCAGUGAUUUCUAAUUUCAUCAUUUUCAAAACCAUGGCCAUCGCUAUGCCAACGACGUCAAGUCGUAUUAGCCGAAUUAAUCUCAGGAUACUCGUUAAAACCAUUAGAUAAUAAGCAAAGGCGAAAGGAGAAGAUUGUCAUACAGGAUAGAUCGGAGAAAUCAUUAAGUUGAAGUCACGAGCGGAGCUUCCGCCCAAUGCAAGGCAACCUGGGGGUAGGGAGGUAGGACUAGAACGUUUGCGUUUACAACAUUCUGUUAUUCCUGGCGAACAUGGCGGCACCUGCGCUCUCCAGCCGGGCUGGGUCCGUGAGUAGCCUGGGGAACAGCCCCACUGCGACUCCCGGUUCUACAAACAUGAAUAAAAGUAUCCCUGGAUACCCAGAGCUCGACUUCAGAUCGGGGGCGAGAAUUGAAGAACUGAAUCGGUUGAUCCAUGAAUUUAGUAAACAUGACCAGAGGGAAUAUGACGACCAGAGAGCACUGGAGAUCCACACGGCCAAGGACUUCAUUUUCUCCAUGCUCGGUAUGGUGCAGAAGCUGGACCAGAAGCUACCUGUCGCUAAUGAGUACCUGCUGUUGUCUGGCGGUGUGCGGGAGGGCGUGGUGGACAUGGACCUGGACGAGCUAAGCGUGUAUGCGCGUGGCACUGACUACGACAUGGACUUCACCCUGCUGGUGCCUGCGCUGAAGCUGCACGACCGCAACCAGCCAGUCACGCUGGACAUGCGCCACUCAGCGCUGUGCCACUCGUGGCUGAGCCUGCGCCUGUUCGACGAUGGCACCAUCAGCAAGUGGAAGGACUGCUGCACGGUGGUGGACCACCUGAGCGGCGCCACCAACUACUUCUUCUCCCCGACCCUAGUGGCUGACUGGUUCCACGAGUCGGUCAGCGUGGUGCUGGCCGAGAUCCAGAAGAAGCCGCAGCGCGGGAUGCCGCGCGUGGAGAAGGUGGAGAAGAACGGCACGGUCAUCUCCGUCAUCCUGGGCGUGGGCAGCAGCCGCAUGCUCUACGACAUUGUGCCCGUCGUCUCGUUCAAGGGCUGGCCGGCAGUGGCCCAGAGCUGGCUGAUGGAGAACCACUUCUGGGACGGCAAGAUCACGGAGGAGGAGGUGAUCAGCGGCUUCUACCUGGUGCCCUCCUGCUCGGCCAAGGGCUGUCGGGAGAACGAGUGGCGCUUGUCGUUCGCCCGCAGCGAGGUCCAGUUGAAGAAGUGCAUCUCCGGCAGCCUCAUGCAGGCCUACCAGGCGUGCAAGGCCCUCAUCAUCAAGCUGCUGUCGCGCCCCAAGGCCGUCAGCCCCUACCACCUCCGCAGCCUCAUGCUGUGGUCCUGCGACCGGCUGCCCUCGGCCUACCUGGGCCAGGAGGACUUUGCCGCCCACUUCCUGCUGGGCCUCAUCGAUGACCUGCAGCACUGCCUGAUCAACAAGAUGUGUCCCAACUACUUCAUCCCGCAGUGCAACAUGCUUGAGCACCUGUCGGACGACACGGCCAUGCUGCACGCGCGCAAGCUCUCGUCCGUGCGGUCGGACCCGGUCGAGCACCUGCGCACGGCCAUCGAGCACGCCAAGGCGGCCAACCGGCUGACGCUGGAGCUGCAGUGGCGUGGCAGCACAUCGGGGCUACCGUCACCGCAGUCGGACGCCAGCGGCGAGCAGCAGCCGGACGACCGCCUGGCCAAGAAGCUGCAGCAGCUGGUGACGGAGAACCCCGGCAAGUCCAUCUCAGUCUUCAUCAACCCGGACGAUGUCACUCGGCCCCACUUCCGCAUCGAUGACAAAUUCUUCUGAGGGGAAAUUGGGGGCGGCAUGCUUGCUCUCACUCUCUUUCUUUCUCUCUUUCUCUCUCUCUGAUGCACACACACACUCACGAAAAGCAAAAGUUUUGUAUCUUCCUUCCUGUAACACAGUUGAUCAGAUGGAGAGGACUGUACCAGAAGGGAAAAAUGUGUUAGUUUUAUGUCCCUAGGUCCCCCCAUACUGUUCUGGGACUGAGAAUACAGGGCUUUGAGAUGCCUGACCUCUGAGAGAGAGAGAAAGAGAAAGGGAGAGAGGGAGAGAGGGAGAGGGAGAGAGAGAAAGGUAAAGGAAGAUUGUCCUGAUUUUUCAAGAGGUAGCAGUGUUUUUUAUUAUUUGGUGCUUUGGCUAUGUGGGAUAAAUGUAAAUGAAACAGGACUCUUGUGGAUUGUGGUUUUAGGUUUUUUUGCACAGUUGAGGUCUAAGAGCAGGUCUUAGCCUAGGCGCCAUUUUUUUAAUUUUCCUGCUCCAUUUAAUUAUUCAGCGAUCACCGACAAUUAGAGAUCAUGUGUCACGAGUUUAGAGCUGUUAAAGAAAUGUAAACUUCAUCAUAUAUUCACAUUAAGGCUAGCUAAAGCUCAUCUGUAUAGUCAUUUCAUAUCUUUCAUGUGUGAAGUUAUCAGUUCUGCAAUUUCAAAUGGAAUAUGCCAAAACUCUGCGAGAUGGACGCUAAAAGACUCAUAUCUGCAUACUUAAGUGCAAUUAGUUUCAACACGCAUUGAGACACUGGUGUUGUUUGGAUAUGACUUUUGAUUUGCACACACAAUAUGUUCUAUACACAGAAACACACACGCACACACACACUUGCAGACAUACACGACUCACACCAACAAACUCACAUGAUCUUCAAUGCAACACUAUAAUCUAUUUAAGAACUGCACCAAUAUCACUGGCGCAGUCAUAUCCCUUUCAAGCUCCUUAUCCUAUGUCUCCAUUUGUGGAACUACUACUGUUUUAGAGUCUUAUUUUCUGUGUUUGCUGCUAUUUUACCUUUUUUUAAACAAACAUUUUUAUAAUUUACUCUUAUGCAAACAAUUUGUUCAUUUGAAUGUGCAUUGCUACUGUGUAAAUAGUCCUGUAAAUUGUCAUAUUUUGUUCCAUAAAAUGGAUACUGCUUCAUGGCGUACAAGACCCCCAUGAGGCCAUAUUAUCUUGAGUAUCAGCCGAUCAAAGGACUUUAAAAUCGGUACAAGCCAAUUGUGUCGCAUCAACCUGGAGAAGGCAGACCAAUUGGAACUGACCAAAUGCAAAACCCACCGAAUCAGCAGGGACCAAUCACACUGCCUUACAGCAUCACCCUGGACCAAUCGUUUGUUUGAGGGUUGAUCCCGUGAGUUAAAAGGUUUAGAUUUCAGACAAGACACCAGUCAACUGUUUAAUCCGAAAGGAAUCCAUUUGGAGACUUGUAACUAUAUCACUAUGUACCAAAUCUAAUUGUGUGAGUUUUGAAAGAUGGUCUUUAAUGACAAGAGUUGCUAAUAUAUCGAUAAUGCAUCACAGAAGAACUCGUGAGAAUGUUCAAUUGCAGAGACUGUUGUCAGCUGUAAGGCAGACAAACAUGCAAAAUGAGUGUGUGAUGAAUAAAGUAAAAGAAGACCCUGCAGCCCUCA